Rotaria sp. Silwood2 is the source of this 2471-nucleotide messenger RNA. The record is from the annotation of a GenBank genome assembly. NCBI's taxonomy places the organism in Eukaryota, Metazoa, Rotifera, Eurotatoria, Philodinida, Philodinidae.
UAUCUGUUUUUCACACCUUCCGAGUUUUUUCAAUUUUUCGACCGGAAAAAAGUUUAAGAAAACGCAAGGCACACAUAUUUUUGGCCGCCUUGAAAUUCUCUAUCGAAUGGUGUAUGAAAAUCAAAAAAAGUUUUUUUUUACUUUAUUUUUGCUUUGCGUGCAUUUUAACAUGUAAAUAAAUGAAUAAAAAAAAUGUACGUAUGAUGAGGAGACGUGUUUAUCUGAUAAAUCGCUUUUGAACUCAGACGAUGCAUCAGGUCGACUCUAGUCGGAUCUAAAACACCUCAAAAAGUAUAAGUUCUCUGAGACCUUCUAUCUAGAGUUAUAGACAUUGUAUGGGAAUUUUAGCUUCUAGCUUAGUAUAUAAUCAUACAUCGAAUGACAGUAUUUUGACCUGAGAUUUUUCUCAACGACAUGUCUAUUUGUCAGUAGAAUGUUUCAUUCCACAGAUAUUAAAGUUCUGAAAAACAGAAAAUUCUAGCAUCUUUCGUGUAUACGUACAUAUAUAUGAAUGGUUUUUGGAGCUUUAAUAUCUGAAGAAUGAAAAGUUGUUUCGAGACGAAAUUUUUGGAGCAUUAUACUGAUAAAGUAGACUUGUUUGCAGGCAAACUCUCAGAUCUAUAUACCUUCACUCGAUUUAUUGGGGUAUACUCCGUGCCCGAAGCUAAAAUUUCAGUAGAAUGUUGUUAACUUUAGAUAGAAGAUCUAAGUAGAUUUAUCAUUUUCAGAUUUUUCAUUCCUCACUGAAGUCUGCAUGAUGCACAGAGUCCGAAUUCAAAAGCAAUUGAUCAAUUGAAAACGUACCUUUGUGAGAUUAUUUGUUUUUUCUCAAUUAUUUUAUUCAAGUUCCAUUUUCUUUUGCUAACCUAUUCUAUUUAGGCGAUGUUCUCGUCGUCGACUUGGCUUCUGGAUUAUUCUCGGAACUGCUUUAAUUCUAGUUUCGGGUGCCAUUAUUACAGCUGUACUUAUUACAACACUACGUCAGUGUUUCUUCUUUCUUAUUAAUUGCACGGUUUUUCGGAAUAAAUAUCUAUGUAUAAUAGGAGGACAAGCGACUGAUAUAUCAAUAACAACCACAACGACAAGUAUGCCUUGUUUUUGACAUUUUAUCGAAAAAUAGAACAUAUAGAUAUCUAUACAGUGAGAGCCUCUCAAUAGUAAAUACUCUUCAGACUUUUCAAAAGUGUUCACUACAAGGAGGCUAGAUCUUUUCUAUAGAAGCAACGUUUUCUUUUUUGCAAGAUGAGAGACAUUUUCUAGCUAUCUGAAGUGUCAGUGAAUAAAAAAAUUACCUAUUGCUCAUUGUCAUUUCUCUUUUCAUACAUUUUUCUACUUGAAAAAUUAACAAUUGUUAAAAUAUAGUAACAUUUCUCUAUCGUGAACAUCAUUGAAACUUUUAAAGAAUGUUUGCCGUAGAACUAUAUUAUAGCGUCCACCACAGAAGGUUCAUUUCCAACAAAACUCACUUCGUCGAACUGUGAAGUGUCUAUAAUACAGAAUUGCCAUUAAAUGAGGUUCUACUGCAUUUGUAUGUAGUAAAUUUUGAUUAAUAAGUCAUGCAUAUGGUGAAUCCAUAGAUAAUAUCGUUUCAUUUUAUGUCAAUAUAAUUCAUCCAUAUUCUAUUUAUACAACAUUAAAUUUUGUAGCUACUACUGCUACGACAACAACAUCGACAACUUCAACGACAUCGACAACUUCAACAACAUCGACAACCUCAACAACAUCGACAACUUCAACAUCGACAACUUCAACGACAUCGACAACUUCAACAACAUCGACAACUUCAACAUCGACAACUUCAACGACGUCGACAACUUCAACAUCGUCGACAACUUCAACAUCAACAUCUUCAAAAUCGUCGACCACAUCGUCGUCGACUUCAUCAACUUCAAGCACAGCAACGACAACUACUACGGCAAGCACGACAAGUACAAGUAAGUCUUUUGUUUAAGAGUGUCCUUUGGUAUUUGUUGAAAUUCAUUACAGCAUAUUCCUGUUCUGCAUCAGCACCUGCGUCUUUGGGUACAUUCAAUGGUGGUAGUGUGACAAAUUGGACUCGAUAUGCAUACAAUUAUACAGCUAAUCAAACGGCUCCAAUGCUUAUAUUUGGUGUGGAUGCUUCCAGUGAUUUUGGUAUAAUGAUUGAUGAUGUAUCUGUUGUUAGCAAUGCUAAUUCAUCUGUUCAGUUACUCAAUAAUCCAAGUUUUGAAAAUUCAUCAACACUUGUUGGAUGGAAUAAAUGGUGUUCAAGUACAUGUACCAGUGGUAUUGGAGGAACUGUAGUUAGUAGUAAUUGUCGAACAAUAGGCAAUUGCUAUAGAAGUGAAUGCAGUGGUGGUGGUAGUAGAGACUAUCUUAUUCAACAGUUUUCAGCUGUUAUUGGCCAAAGUUAUACUAUCUCAUUUUGGUUUCAACGAGUAAGACUUACUAGUGGAAGCACUUCAGCAAAAUUAUAUGUUGACAUUAUCUAA